Oncorhynchus keta (chum salmon) is the source of this 671-nucleotide messenger RNA. Its product is annotated as adenine phosphoribosyltransferase. Gene Ontology annotation, cellular component: cytoplasm. Gene Ontology annotation, biological process: AMP salvage; adenine salvage. Gene Ontology annotation, molecular function: adenine binding; AMP binding; adenine phosphoribosyltransferase activity. The transcript is spliced from 6 exons. Lineage: Eukaryota; Metazoa; Chordata; Actinopteri; Salmoniformes; Salmonidae. The record is from RefSeq and is a predicted model, not a curated record. Bases 77 to 640 code for a protein of 187 amino acids.
GGAUGUUGUCGCCAGGCAUCUGACCUUUUGCCUCAAAGUCCACACAGACGAUUCCACAGGAAGUUAACUCUCAGCCAUGGCAGUCCACACGAGAGAAGCUAAAUUAGAUCUGGUCACCAAACACAUAAGACCUUUUCCUGAUUUCCCAAGCAAAGGAAUACUUUUCAGAGACAUCUGUCCAAUUCUCAAAGACCCGGGUGCAUUGACCGCAGUCAUCGAUCUUUUUGAGGAACAUGUGAGGCAGACUCAUCCCCAAGUAGAACUGAUUGUCGGUCUGGAUGCUCGGGGAUUUCUCUUCGGACCCCUUCUAGCCCAGAGGUUAGGAGUGGGAUUUGUGCUGGUCCGGAAGAAGGGGAAGCUCCCAGGGCCUACAGUGUCUGUGGCAUACAAACUGGAGUAUGGAGAGGCCGAGGUUGAGGUCCAGGAGGAUGCAGUGGCUCCAGGAGAGAAAGUGCUGCUCAUCGAUGAUCUACUAGCCACUGGAGGAACCCUGUGUGCUGCCUGUGAGCUCAUGAAGAAACAGAAUGCAGAGGCCACCUCCAUGAUCAGUGCGGGUUUCUUCUCUGCCACAAAGACGUUACGCAGGAUCCGAGCCAGUUCCUCCAGCCGUGACAUCAUCACAAGGCGCUCCUCCUGCUGAGGGUUCCGGGUCAAGGCAGCUUGGAGCUUCU